AUGAACAGUGAUUCGACGGCGAAAAUUGCCACUAGCCUCGCUAAAACAGAGAGUGGAAAAACUCCGAAGCAACUCCAGUGCCCGCCCGAAUGCCCAACCAGGACUAUAGUCAACCAUUACGCAUAUCUUUCCGUUGAGCUGGAGGAACAGCCGCUGAUGUCCAGUGGGAGCCAUUGUUCUUCCGGGCCAAACUAG
This is a messenger RNA of Phytophthora nicotianae INRA-310, 195 nucleotides long. RefSeq lists its product as hypothetical. The record is from RefSeq and is a predicted model, not a curated record. NCBI's taxonomy places the organism in Eukaryota, Oomycota, Peronosporomycetes, Peronosporales, Peronosporaceae. Bases 1 to 195 code for a protein of 64 amino acids. The transcript has 2 exons.